Molecule: messenger RNA, 2098 nt
Organism: Drosophila grimshawi
Lineage: Eukaryota; Metazoa; Arthropoda; Insecta; Diptera; Drosophilidae
Gene: CCT6
Product: T-complex protein 1 subunit zeta
Exons: 2
Coding region: 135-1733 (532 amino acids)
Biological process (GO): protein folding
Cellular component (GO): chaperonin-containing T-complex
Molecular function (GO): ATP-dependent protein folding chaperone; ATP hydrolysis activity; ATP binding
Source: RefSeq, a predicted model, not a curated record
GAAUAGGCAGCUGCGAUUAGCUCGAUAGCUCCCCCGAUUGUUUUGUGAUUCUUCAUCAGCAUAUAGUCGGCGUGUUUGUUGCUACUGAAUUCAAUUCUCUCAAUUUUCAAUUUGUUGAUACGUAAAACACAGAAAUGGCUUCCAUCAGCUUGUUAAACCCAAAAGCCGAAUUUGCCCGUGCUGCACAGGCGCUGGCAAUUAACAUCAGCGCAGCCAAAGGCUUGCAGGAUGUAAUGCGCACCAAUUUGGGGCCAAAGGGAACAGUCAAAAUGUUGGUCUCCGGCGCCGGCGACAUCAAGAUAACCAAGGAUGGCAACGUGCUGCUGCAUGACAUGCAAAUCCAGCAUCCAACUGCAUCGAUGAUUGCACGUGCCAGCACUGCCCAGGAUGAUUCGACUGGCGAUGGCACAACGACCACUGUUAUGUUAAUUGGUGAACUGCUGAAGCAAGCCGACAUCUAUUUGACGGAGGGACUGCAUCCACGCAUCAUGACCGAGGGUUUUGAGAAGGCACGCGACAAGGCGCUGGAGGUGCUGGACAAAGUCAAGGUGCCCGUCGAGAUCAACAAGAAGAAUCUAAUGGAAAUUGCCAACACUAGUUUGAAGACGAAAGUGCAUCCAACUUUGGCCGAUCUGUUGACAGAGGUGUGCGUUGAUGCUGUUUUGACAAUAUCCAAUGAAAAGAUGCUGCCCGUCGAUCUGCACAUGGUCGAGCUGAUGGAGAUGCAGCACAAAACCGAUACCGAUACGCAAUUGGUGCGUGGCCUAGUCAUGGACCAUGGCGCCCGCCAUCCCGAUAUGCCCAAACGUCUGGAGAAGGCCUACAUAUUGACUGCCAACGUUUCGCUGGAGUACGAGAAGGCCGAAGUGAACUCGGGCUUCUUCUACAAGACGGCCACGGAGCGUGAGGCUUUCGUACGGGCCGAGCGCGAAUUCAUUGAUCAGCGUGUGAAGAAGGUCAUCGAGCUGAAGCGUGCUGUCUGCGAUGGCACCGACAAGACCUUCGUGUUGAUCAAUCAGAAGGGCAUCGAUCCCAUCUCGCUGGACGCUUUGGCCAAGGAGGGCAUUCUGGCUCUGCGUCGCGCCAAGCGCCGUAACAUGGAGCGAUUGGCUUUGGCCUGUGGUGGCACUGCCAUGAAUUCCUUUGACGAUCUGCAGGAGGAGCAUCUGGGCUAUGCUGGUUCAGUUUACGAGCAUGUGCUCGGCGAGAACAAGUACACGUUUGUCGAGGACUGCAAGAAUCCGUUGUCUGUGACGAUUUUGAUCAAGGGCCCCAACAAGCACACAAUCACCCAGAUCAAGGAUGCCAUUCGGGAUGGUCUGCGCGCCAUCAACAAUACGAUUGGGGACAAGGCAUUAAUUCCUGGCGCUGGUGCCUUCGAGGUGCGUGCCUACAAUGAGCUAACCCUGUUCAAGGACACCAUUAAGGGCAAGGCUCGCUUGGCCGUGCAGGCAUUUGCCGAUGCCUUGCUGGUCAUACCCAAGACGCUGGCCAUCAACAGCGGCUACGAUGCACAGGACACCAUUGUUAAGUUAACUGUCGAAGAUCGGCUCAGUCCGGAACUUGUUGGACUCGAUUUGGCCACUGGUGAGCCCAUGAAACCCACCGAUCUCGGCGUCUACGACAACUACAUUGUCAAGAAGCAGAUCCUUCAUUCCUGCUCCAUCAUUGCCAGCAAUUUGCUGCUCGUCGACGAGGUGAUGCGUGCGGGCAUGACCAGUCUCAAGGGCUAGUUACCCAGUUCGUGUCAGCUGGUGUAGCGCUUAUGAGUUUCAUCUAAUAUUAACCAGGCUAACUUAAACUACACACACACACAUACACACAAACACACACAAUUAUACACAUCUAUUAUACACAACAACGCAACAACAACCAGAAUCAGAACUCAAAUAUUCACGAGUUGCCUUCAAAUGGGCAAUCGUCAUCGCUGCCUCGAUAGCUGUUCGAGCUGAGAGAGUGUUAAAUGCUUCAAACUAAAAAUAACAACAAACAAUCUUAUGUUCAUCAAGUAUUUCUAUACCAUUUUUUUGAUAUCACUAAUGUUUACUUAAUACGAACCAUUGGUUUAAAAAAUAUAUAAAACAUCAUUUCAACAAAA